AUGAAAAACGAUCAGAGUGGUGACCGUCCGCGAGACCCGCGGCAUGUAUAUGCCAACCCAUUACAACCGAGUAUCUGCCCUGUAUUGGCGCUUGCAAUUUACUGGGCGACAACUUCUUUUGACACGGAUAACCGCCUGUUCCCUGGGUCGGACCAGUAUGAUCGAUUUCGGAAAUGUCUGCAACGUUUGCUAGUGGAUGAGAAGGUUGCUGCAGAGCUUAAACGACGAGGGGUCAAUUCUAACGAUUUGGGGACUCAUUCGAUGCGCAAAGGUGCUGCAACGUACUGUGCGUCAGGGUCGACAGCUUGUCCGUCAUCAACCGCGGUUCAUUUGCGUGCUGGGUGG
Molecule: messenger RNA, 345 nt
Organism: Phytophthora sojae
Lineage: Eukaryota; Oomycota; Peronosporomycetes; Peronosporales; Peronosporaceae
Exons: 1
Biological process (GO): DNA recombination; DNA integration
Molecular function (GO): DNA binding
Source: RefSeq, a predicted model, not a curated record